This is a messenger RNA of Amoebophrya sp. A120, 762 nucleotides long. NCBI's taxonomy places the organism in Eukaryota, Dinophyceae, Syndiniales, Amoebophryaceae. The record is from the annotation of a GenBank genome assembly.
GUUUCCUGUUGAUGUGCCACCUAUUCCUCGUUUCUCGGUGGUGUGGUGGUGGAAAUCAACAUUGUCAUGAUGAUGCAUGAAUUUAUGUCAUGGGUGAGUCCGUGAAAUUAGCGGGCGAACAGCAACUCAGAAACUGUGCUAGGAUACUCCGUGAGAUUAUCACAAGAAAAUAACGUGCUAAGCUUAACGGUUUUCACAGAUUGCAGUCAUGCUCGUCCACAAAUUUAGCCUAAUACGAAAGCAGUGCAUGAUCACAAAUUUUGGCACGUUUUGUGAUGCAUUGCUGCGUCACAAAUUCCGCUAGCAUUGACACUUCGUUUUCCUGUGAUAAAGAUCUUUGUCGUGGACGAGAUGGCUAUCAAGGCCUUGGUAUCCUGCAAAUCGACUUCCUCAGCUUCAUCCUCGGCUUGUCUUUGUCAUGCAAGUCUGCAUCCCCCGAAGGAAUGAAUUGAAAAUGCGUCAAGAGCAGACUCAUGAUGUAGUUGAGAGGCAUUUUUUAUUGAUGCUAAGCUGCCAUUCAAGAAUUGAACUUCUCAUGCUCUAAUUAUCAAGACAAAAAAUGGCAUUUGAUUCGUGAUGCUGUCGCUCUAAGCAAUCAGCACUAAUAUGUUGCGCACUCAAGAAUGAAUUUAACGAUACCCACGUGCGUGGAAGAUCCCAGCAAAAAAACCUUGCUUGUAGUCGAAUUCCCUCGGGUCUCGUCAUGGCAGCUUCAUUAUGUUGGGCUGGGGACGUUUUCACACAGGAUGCUUGGUUGGCGGU